CCAGUCCUCAAACCAUCCCGUCUCAUCGAGAUACACUUCGCUCAGCUGAGCACCACUAUAUUCACGAUGCUUUCGCGACACGCGCCUUCUCCUAAGGCCGUAUCCGCUCUCUCAACCCGCAUCCUCCCUACGACAGCUGGUGGUGCUGCUCGAUUACCAAGCUCCGUUUCUCCCGCACAGCAAAGGCGCGGGCUGGCCACAGUACAGGAUGCUCCCCCGCCAAAGCGCACAUAUGGUGGAUUAAGGGACCAGGACCGGAUCUUCCAGAACCUAUACGGGCACCACGGGGCAGACUUGAAGAGUGCCAAGAAGUAUGGAGACUGGUACAAGACGAAGGAAAUCCUGCUCAAGGGCCACGACUGGAUUAUCUCCGAGAUCAAAGCUUCUGGUCUGCGAGGACGUGGUGGCGCUGGAUUUCCUUCCGGAAUGAAAUGGUCGUUCAUGAACUUCAAGGACUGGGAUAAGGACAACAAGCCCAGAUAUCUGGUUGUCAACGCUGAUGAGGGUGAACCGGGAACAUGCAAGGACCGCGAAAUUAUGCGAAAGGACCCCCACAAGCUCAUCGAAGGAUGCCUGGUUGCUGGACGAGCAAUGAACUGCACAGCUGCUUACAUCUACAUCCGUGGCGAGUUCUAUCAUGAGGCCGCGGUCGUGCAACGUGCAAUUCAGGAGGCAUACCAAGAUGGUUUGAUCGGAAAGAACGCCUGCGGAAGUGGCUACGAUUUCGACGUCUACAUCCACCGCGGAAUGGGAGCCUAUGUCUGUGGCGAGGAGACCUCCCUUAUCGAAUCUCUGGAAGGCAAGCCUGGCAAGCCUCGUCUAAAGCCCCCGUUCCCCGCUGCGGUCGGUCUCUUUGGAUGCCCAUCAACAGUCGCCAAUGUCGAGACUAUUGCAGUUGCACCAACGAUCUGCAGACGAGGAGGAUCAUGGUUUGCCAGCUUUGGACGUGAGAGAAAUCAUGGAACCAAGCUCUUCUGUAUCUCGGGUCAUGUCAACAACCCAUGUACCGUCGAAGAAGAGAUGAGCAUUCCUCUUCGUGAGCUGAUCGAAAAGCACUGUGGCGGCGUCCGCGGAGGAUGGGAUAACCUCAAGGCUAUUAUUCCAGGAGGAUCAUCCACACCAAUCUUACCGAAGAGCAUUUGCGACGACCAAAUCAUGGACUUCGAUGCGUUGAAGGACAGCCAAUCUGGUCUCGGUACUGCGGCCGUCAUUGUCAUGGACAAGAGCGCCGAUGUCGUUCGUGCUAUCUCAAGACUGUCCCACUUCUACCGACACGAGUCCUGCGGUCAGUGCACCCCCUGCAGAGAGGGUAGCAAAUGGACACAGCAGAUGAUGUCGAGAUUCGAGAAGGGACAAGGAAAAGCACGGGAAAUCGAUAUGCUGCAAGAGCUCACAAAGCAAGUUGAAGGUCACACUAUCUGCGCUCUUGGUGAAGCUUUCGCAUGGCCCAUCCAGGGUCUUAUCAGACAUUUCCGACCCGAACUGGAGGCCCGGAUGCAAUCGUACGCCGAGGCAACCGGAGGUACGCCAUUGGCUGGUGGAUGGGAUCACGACGCCUUGCGCCAGGGAAAGCUGGUUGCACCUGGACAGUAGAAGACUUGGGGAAGACUGUAGAUUGUUGAUAGGGGGCUAUUCCUAUUGUAUUUAUUGUUUUCAAGAUGGUCCGGUCAAUUUACAGGUGUCAUAGCAGAGCAAAAGACUUGAAUACACUCGGUCCAAGAACGCAUCUCCUUGUGAAGAAUGGCUGAAUGAGUAGAUGUUGAAAGGCUGGGAGUGGUUACCCCCUGUAAUAGCUUGAGCUAAAGACCAUAAGCGAAUUUGAAGCUGUCUGAGGUUGCUUGCUUCUCUUUGCUAUCAACCCUUCAUCUCCC
Molecule: messenger RNA, 1871 nt
Organism: Amorphotheca resinae ATCC 22711
Lineage: Eukaryota; Fungi; Ascomycota; Leotiomycetes; Helotiales; Amorphothecaceae
Exons: 4
Coding region: 67-1593 (508 amino acids)
Molecular function (GO): FMN binding; NADH dehydrogenase (ubiquinone) activity; 4 iron, 4 sulfur cluster binding
Source: RefSeq, a predicted model, not a curated record